Messenger RNA from Blastomyces dermatitidis ER-3, 828 nucleotides. RefSeq lists its product as uncharacterized. Bases 1 to 828 code for a protein of 275 amino acids. The record is from RefSeq and is a predicted model, not a curated record. The transcript has 2 exons. NCBI's taxonomy places the organism in Eukaryota, Fungi, Ascomycota, Eurotiomycetes, Onygenales, Ajellomycetaceae.
AUGAGGGAAGGGUCUUCCCGGAGGGCCUUGAGGGGGGGAAGCUGCCCCGCGGGUAUCUGGAUUCCAGCUGGGGCCGGAAUGGGGAGGAAGAAAAAGAAAUCGUUUGGUACAGCAUGGAAGGAUGCAACUUCCUCCGUCCCCCUCAGCCAAAUCUCCUCAAUUCUCGCCCCAUCUUCAGCCCCAAUAACAAUCCACACCACCCUUACCCCACCCGUCCACCUCAAAGAUCUCACCACAACCCCAAUUGUCGAACUCGCCAUCCUCCCUUUCCCCAGUGCCCUCCCCUUCGAGCAAAAGUCCUUCAUAGAAAGCUCCCUAUCAAACCUGCGCACCGCAUUGCUAGGCAUCUGUCCCUCUGAUGACGAAGAGGAUGAUCCUACCACGAAGGAGCAUCACCAGCACCAUCAUCAGCAUCAGCACCACCAGCACCAGCACCAGCACCACCACGAGGCGCAAAAGCCCUCCUCAUCGCCAUCACGGACGAAGUUAGCAAAGCAAGGCCCGCCAGGCUGGUUAUCGCUGGGAUGGGUAGAGAGGCCCAGAACGGUGGAGCAUGCCGAUAGCCCCUCCGGGGAGGCGGAGCUGACUAUCCUGGUGAUUGGCUGGGAGAGCAUACAGGAGCAUGAGGCGGCGAUGGGGACGGAUGACUUUGAGAAGGCCUUCGCGCCCGUCAGAGCCAAGAUGUUGCCUGGGAUUAAGGUGUUGGAGAUGAGGUAUGUUAGGUUUGGCGAGGAGGAGGGGAGUCCUCGGACUCGGGGAGAGGAAAGGUGGGGUGGGAAAGGGGAAGGGGAAGGGGAAGGAAGGAGCGUGGGAAAUGAGCAUGUGUGA